UUCAUUUAAAGAGCCUAUGCUCAUUUGUGCUUGUCGCCCGAAAGGGCAGCAGCUGACUUCUCUUUCGUAUUGAAUGAAUUUCAGUGUUUACAAAUUUUAUACUUUUAGUUUAACGUAGAGAGGUAUAUAAAUUUUUGGAAGAUUCGUUAAAUAAAAUUGAAAAUAAUAUUUAAAAUAUGGCUACAAAAGUAGUAGCUACAGCUACCGUAAAAGCAUUGAAAGGCCGUAAAUUUACACCAACCAAAGCAGCUCUAACAUUAACUCCAGCUGCGGUACAACGCAUUAAAGAUUUACUCAAAGGACAAACUGAAUUUACAGGUCUGAAAGUUGGUGUACGACAGCGUGGUUGCAAUGGUUUAUCUUACACCUUGAAUUAUGCCAAAGAGAAAGAUAAACUUGAUGAAGAAGUUAUACAAGACGGUGUAAAAGUCUUUAUCGACAAAAAGGCACAAUUAUCUUUGAUAGGAACCGAAAUGGACUUUGUGGAAACCAAACUCUCCAGCGAAUUUGUAUUCCAUAAUCCCAAUAUAAAGGGUACAUGCGGUUGUGGAGAAUCAUUUAAUAUUUAAUUGCGUAAUACGAACAAUU
Glossina fuscipes is the source of this 588-nucleotide messenger RNA. It is a transcript of the gene MagR, whose product is annotated as iron-sulfur cluster assembly 1 homolog, mitochondrial. NCBI's taxonomy places the organism in Eukaryota, Metazoa, Arthropoda, Insecta, Diptera, Glossinidae. The transcript has 5 exons. The coding region runs from base 177 to 569 and encodes 130 amino acids. Gene Ontology annotation, biological process: iron-sulfur cluster assembly. The record is from RefSeq and is a predicted model, not a curated record. Gene Ontology annotation, cellular component: mitochondrion; cytoplasm. Gene Ontology annotation, molecular function: 2 iron, 2 sulfur cluster binding.